Messenger RNA from Closterium sp. Naga37s-1, 931 nucleotides. The record is from the annotation of a GenBank genome assembly. NCBI's taxonomy places the organism in Eukaryota, Viridiplantae, Streptophyta, Zygnematophyceae, Desmidiales, Closteriaceae.
GAUCGGUGGCUCAGGAAUUGACAUCAGGAGCAAGGCUCGGACUCUCAAGGGUCCCAUUGGGCCAGAUGACGUGGCGAAGCUUCCCAAGUGGAACUUCGAUGGCUCCAGCACUGGUCAGGCACCCGGCGACGACAGCGAGGUCAUUCUCUACCCGCAAGCGAUUUUCAAGGACCCGUUCCGUGGAGGCAACAACAUUCUGGUCAUCUGCGACUGCUACACGCCGCAGGGCCAGCCAAUUCCCACGAACAAGCGCUCCUUCGCCGCCUCCAUCUUCGACAAAGUCAAGGAGCACGAGGCCUGGUUCGGCCUGGAGCAAGAGUACACGCUGAUGCAGAAGGACGUGAAGUGGCCGCUCGGGUGGCCCACAGGCGGCUACCCCGCGCCUCAGGGGCCGUAUUACUGCGGCACGGGUGCAGACAAGGCGUGGGGGCGCGACAUCGUGGACGCGCACUACAAGGCGUGUCUUUACGCGGGGGUUAAGAUCAGCGGCAUCAACGCGGAGGUCAUGCCCGGCCAGUGGGAGUUCCAAGUGGGCCGUGCACGGGAAUCGAGGCGGGUGAUCACCUCUGGAUGGGACGCUACCUUCUUGAGCACCAAGGCCAUGCGCGAGGAGGGCGGGUACGACGUCAUCCUGAAGGCCAUUGAGAAGCUGGGCCUGCGGCACAAGGAGCACAUCGCCGCCUAUGGCGAGGGCAACGAGAGGCGCCUCACUGGCAAGCACGAGACUGCUGACGUCAACACCUUCUCAUGGGGUGUGGCGAACCGUGGGUGCUCGGUGCGAGUGGGGCGGGACACGGAGGCUGAGAAGAAGGGGUACUUUGAGGAUCGCCGGCCGGCCAGCAACAUGGACCCCUAUGUGGUCACCGCCAAGAUCGCCGAGACCACCAUCCUCUGGGACCCCAAGGGUGAGACUGGCGUUGCCCUGCAAUAA